Molecule: messenger RNA, 648 nt
Organism: Penaeus vannamei (Pacific white shrimp)
Lineage: Eukaryota; Metazoa; Arthropoda; Malacostraca; Decapoda; Penaeidae
Source: RefSeq, a predicted model, not a curated record
AUGUCGGAGAGGGUCGACCGAGCUCACUUGCCCUUACGCACUCCUCACUUGAGAAAAUCACUCUCUGCUCUGCGAGAGUUUAAGAAGCGCACGCCCGGGGCACCAGUGCCUCCCGCGCCGGCAGCAGCGGCAGCGCCCCAGACGCCCCUCGUCAACGGAGGACCAGACCAGUCCCCCUCGGCGGCCUCGUCCAAGUCAGAGCCGUACCGCACACUGCCACUCGUGCAGCCGUCCGCCAAGGCGCGCUCCGACAUGGGGAUCGGUAGCAUCUCGCACCUGAAGAUGCAAGACGAUCACAUCUCGGGCGACAAGCAGCCUCAGUUAGCGCCACACAGCCAGGCCCUGGCGGCCAAGGCCAAGCACGACGAGCUGGUCAUGAAGCAAAAGGUGACCGGCUCCCUGCAACAAAUAACACAGACACAACAGUCUCUCACAACCGCCACCCAGCAGCACCAGGCGCCCGUCAGCAAGCAAUACAACAGCCCGCAAGCACUCUAUUCCCCCGAGAACGUGCAGGAGGUGCUUCGGCAACAGACCUCGCCCACGCACGUCCCCACCCUCAAGCCGACUGUUUCUCCCGCUGCUGCUGACGCUGCGAAAGCCCUAAGAAAAGUGAGGCAAGUGUACCACUAAAUUUUACGUUCAUGU